This is a messenger RNA of Daphnia magna, 2589 nucleotides long. RefSeq lists its product as uncharacterized. Lineage: Eukaryota; Metazoa; Arthropoda; Branchiopoda; Diplostraca; Daphniidae. Bases 1 to 2211 code for a protein of 736 amino acids. The transcript is spliced from 6 exons. Gene Ontology annotation, cellular component: perinuclear region of cytoplasm. Gene Ontology annotation, molecular function: zinc ion binding; Hsp70 protein binding; transmembrane transporter binding. The record is from RefSeq and is a predicted model, not a curated record.
AUGGCGGAGUCGUCAGAAAAGUACCUGCAACAACAAGAAACAAUGGUUAGUCCGAUUAGUGGAGAGGACUGCCUCAUCAAUCCAUCAAACCAGCAAGUAAGUGCGGUGGAGGACAAGCAGCCGAAAAUGAUCAUAUCUUCAUCGAGUGGAACAUCGGAAGAUCCCAUGCUAGGCUUCCUCACGCUCUUGGCAAAAGUUGAGAGACCUGCUUGUGCCAACUGCGAAUCGAAGGAUUUGUCACCCAUGUUUUUCUGUAACACAUGCAGCCAGGCCAUAUGUGCGGUGUGUAAACAAAACACACACAGUGCUAAAAUGUUUUCCCGGCAUGACGUCACUAGUAUUUCCCCCUACACGAAAGAACCUCAACGCAAAUGCCCAGUUCAUUACGAAAUGUGCAUCAUGUUUUCUCCUGCCAAUGAAUCGUUGCUUUGCAUAAACUGUUUUCGGGAUUUACCGCCAGAUAUUCGAGCACAAUGUCUUGAUUUAGACACAGCCUAUCAACAAAAAUGCGAUCGACUUCAGCGGGGACUAAAAGCCGUGGGAGAGCUUGAAGUCAUCAUUAAGGACGAAAUGUCGGCCUAUCGUUCACUUCUAAAAGAGUUGCAUAUUAAUGCCAUGAGGGAGGAGAGCACCAUUCACGUCUUUAGCAAGAUCCUGCAAGGAGUCGUAACACAGACUGAAGACAAGCUGAUUGAAACCGUUAAAAGCGAACUGCAAACCAAGGAAAUUAUUUUUGAAGAGAAACUGAAGACUUUAGAAUCACUGCAAAGCAACGUACAAGCCUAUCUAACUUUGAGUACAGCGUUCAUCAGCUCGGCGUCGAAAUUUGAGCUGUUGAAACUCGCCAAUGGAUUGGUCGAGCGUCUUUCUGAUAUCGGGAACGUCGUUCAGCCAGCAAAAAUCUCACCAGAAAAUAGUGUAAUUUCAUCUAACUUCAAAGCUGAAUUCAGCCAGAGCCUGAAAGAAUUAUUACACCAAGACCUAUGGAUGCACAAUCAUUUAGCCAGCCUUAAUGCUUUCUCACCUGUGCCUAAAAAUACAGGAGAGGAGAUGUGUAAACCACAGCAAAGUUGCUGCAGCACCAACUCAGGUCUUGUGACACACCAACCUGAAAUCAAAGUUCCUCUGCCAUUUCUAGGACGCAGUCAAUCAUUGCUUAAUAUUCCACUAGAUCUUAAUAAACAACUCAUAACUGCAAUAGAGCCAAAAGCAGUGGUAGUUCAGCAGCAAGCAGUUCUUUCUGUCCAGCCACCAACCUCGGCAGUUCCACAACCUGCUCGAAGAACAAUAGGUAGCAAUAACGGCGGUACCAAACGAAAUGGAAGCAAACCGGAAGGAAGCAAACCGGACAUCAAGUAUCAAUCGUUGCCCCACAGCUCGAAAGAAGAAAACAAGUCUCAGCAUCGCAGGGAGGCAUCUUCUACCAUGCCACAUCCUGUGCGAUCGAAAAGUGUUGAAGCCAAAUCGGCAAUGGCCCAGCAGCAACAGCAGUACGAUGUCAGUCAACUGGAAUUGUUUGCCGCGAUCCAUCAAUCACGUCAAGCCGUCAGCAGCCGGAGCAACAGCAAGAAUCUUACAGUUACAUCAGCACUCGUUGGAGUUCGUCAGUCAGACAGGAAUGGCUCUUCCAGGGCAGAGCAGAAGAAUGGAAAAGUCGGUUCAACUGUUGCUGAUCCAUUAGAAAAAGUCGUACCAGCAAACGCCAAAAACCCAUCAGGUCAUGUAUGCGUCGUCCAAGCAUUAGUUCAUCAGGACGGCGAUGCUGUAAGGAACUCAAGUGCCACCCAGGCUGAAACCAACACAAGAGUUCAACAACGCCAAAGAACUUGGGAACCAGUUUACGAACCCUUGGACGGCCAUGCAGGAAGACCGAUAAAAAGUGAUGCUGACACCCUAGCUGAAUCUGAAACAAGUAUAGAAUUGACGGCUGAUCAGGUGCGACAACUUAUCCGUGCCAUUUCGGCCGCCCAAUCAAAUACAGCUGGAUCGCUGGGUGGUUGUUGGUCAAGCGAAGUGAGCCGACCAUCAGCCAGCAGCAGUCGCGUUCCAGAACGAGACAGCGUCGUAGCCAAGCAACCUUCUACGCAUCAACACCGCAAUAUGCAUCGUAACGACAGCUUCGAAGGGCAUGAAGAGGCUGUUAGAAUGCUUGUAGGUGCCAUACAAGAAAUACAGCAACUAUGCACUGACAAGAAACAAGACUCAACUUAGUGUAUCUGUUUUUAGAAUACCAUCAAGCGUCUAUUUCCGAGGUUUCACUUUUAAUCUGAAACUCAGACUGCGAAAGUUGUAAUGUUAUUACUUGAUUCUUAUGUACAUCUCUAAUUCCCAUCCUGUGUACUUACUUGGAGGCAUUAGUUUGUUGUCUGAAUUGAGUACAGACGUAAAAAGGUAUAAAUAGCACUGUUACAGCACUGCCCUCCUCGGUAACAUCCAGAUGUUCAAAAUUUCCCGGUUCAAUAUCGGUUUCCCGGUUCACGCCAUCUGUUAACAGUUCACUGCAACGUAACUUAAGGAUUUAAAAUCUCGUCAAAGAUUUCGUAAAAUUCUGAAUGACGACAAUAGCUAAUACAAUGAAUAUGAUAAAAA